CAUCAAAACAAGCCGGCCGGAGCAGCAUGGAGGAGUCCUGUUUCUGAGGAAUUGUUGACCUUCUACAACUGUAACAUUGUCCUAGUUUCUGUUUGAGUAAAGUAUUGCAGAAUGUCAGGCAAACAUGCAGCAGUCCAUGCCAAAUGGAUCAUCGGCAGAGUAGUAGGGACCAAGAUGCAGAAAACCGCCAAAGUGAGAGUCACAAGGCUGGUGCUGAACCCUUUCCUGCUCAAGUACUACAACAAGAGGAAGACCUACUUUGCCCAUGAUGCUUUGCAACAAAGCACUGUGGGAGACAUCGUCCUACUCAAGGCUCUUCCUGAGGCCAGAUCCAAAAACGUGAAGCAUGAACUGGCUGAGGUAGUGUACAAAGUUGGUCGGGUGGUCGACCCGCUGACAGGAAAGAGCGUUGAAGGAACUGAGUUUUUGGAGCCUUUGACCGACCUUCCACUUACAGAAGAGACAACGUUAUCAGAAAAACUGCAGGAGCUCAACAUCUCUGCCACCAGCAGUGAAACUGAUUCAUCGCUUGCACAGACUCCCUCUUCAUGACGGAAAACUGUUCUUCCAUGCAGUAAUGCUAGUUUCAAUGUCACUCUGCAAUGUUUCUGUUUUAGGUAUUAAUGUAGAUAUACGUUUAUAAAUCUGUAAUCUUGUCAUACAGUGUGUAAUAUAAUUUCCAUGCUGCUUGCUUGGGUAAUUUGAAUUCAAGACACAUUUCAGAGGUAUUUACAAUAAAAUGUCAAUGGGAA
Stegastes partitus (bicolor damselfish) is the source of this 752-nucleotide messenger RNA. It is a transcript of the gene mrps17, whose product is annotated as mitochondrial ribosomal protein S17. The coding region runs from base 112 to 552 and encodes 146 amino acids. Gene Ontology annotation, molecular function: structural constituent of ribosome. Gene Ontology annotation, cellular component: ribosome; mitochondrial small ribosomal subunit. The transcript has 3 exons. Gene Ontology annotation, biological process: mitochondrial translation. The record is from RefSeq and is a predicted model, not a curated record. Lineage: Eukaryota; Metazoa; Chordata; Actinopteri; Pomacentridae.